This is a messenger RNA of Chelonus insularis, 3339 nucleotides long. Its product is annotated as WD repeat-containing protein 63-like. Gene Ontology annotation, biological process: inner dynein arm assembly; cilium movement involved in cell motility. The transcript has a single exon. The coding region runs from base 144 to 3329 and encodes 1061 amino acids. The record is from RefSeq and is a predicted model, not a curated record. Gene Ontology annotation, molecular function: dynein heavy chain binding; dynein light chain binding. NCBI's taxonomy places the organism in Eukaryota, Metazoa, Arthropoda, Insecta, Hymenoptera, Braconidae. Gene Ontology annotation, cellular component: inner dynein arm.
UUGAUCAAUGCUUUAGUUUUGUACGCUUAGGUAUCCAUAAACAUUAAUAUAUUUAUCAGAACCACAAACUGAAUUUAGUCAAUAGUAUGUAACUAACUUGUUGGAAAGUAAAUGCUAAACAGAAUUGAGUACAAGUAAAAAUUAUGUCAGAAAAAGUAGUUAAAUCAAAAACUUGUUUGGAGUGGUGCUGGUCGCCACCAGCUGAAGAUAUCGAAGGCAUAGUGCGUGUUCAAUUGCCACAUGAAACGCAACAAAAACUUUAUUGCAUUGUUGGUAAACAAGUGUUCCUGGAAUAUCCAUGGGCAUUUGUAAUGCAAAAAGAUGCUUUUGCACAAGCAUGUCAAGUUGGCUCUGGAUUGGAAGCUUUCAAAGAUAACAUAAAUAAUUGUCAAACGGAGCAUAUUCUUAUUGGAUAUGCCUGUCAACAUAAAUUAAUUUCUCUCGAUUUCGUUAUUUGUCUGACGAAUUCAGCAAAAGCCUACAUUUUAAAACGAAAUAAAGCAGUAACCCAAAAAAUUUAUAGUAAAGUUCAUCGUUUGAUUACUAUUGAAGCUAAUUAUACUAUUAAUAGCAAGGUGUAUGAUAAUAAUACUAUACAAGAAGUCCUUGAAUCAAUGGAGGUUUUUCAUGAUGAUUGUGGUAAUUCGAAAUCUAGGUUUGAGGUUGAAGUUGAUUGUACGUCACAAAAUAUUGAUAGGCCACGACGAAAGUUAACUGAUCGGAAUAGUGAUGAGGCUAGAGAUGGUUAUGUUGAAUUAACAUCAUCUACCGAUUCUUUCAAAUUUGAAAGCAUUCGGAUGAAACGAGUUUCUCGAUCUGUGUCUACAACUUUUCCUCCACAAGAUAAAAGUAUUCAGUUGACUAUAGAUUAUCCAAAUAAUAAAUGGACACAAUCUCAUAACGAAACCGAUAAGAAAGACUGUAUAAUUCAAACCAAUGAUAUUAUUGAUGUGAGUUUACAACAAGAACAACCACCAAAUAUUUCAGUUGAUACAAGUGACCAAUACAAUCAGAAAUCUGAUAUGAAUGAUAUUAAUAAAAUCCCACAUUUUUCUGAAGAAACAAUUGCUGAAAUGAUUGAUAUUAUUAAUUAUAAUGCAAGUAUUAAUGUUUAUUCAGAUGAUAUCGAAAAUUUAGUAAGUGAUGAAGCAAAUAACGUAUGUGCAUUCAAUACUCAUACAAGUGAAUAUUAUUAUAUAUUUGAUAACAGCAAUUAUCUUAUUAAUCCACAAAAUGUUAUCAAAAGCGAACAAAAUAAAAUGAUUAAUGUUGCUGCGAUUUCCGAUGUUUCUUGGCAUCCAAGUAUCUUUGGGCUUGUUGCCAUUUCUUAUGUUGGCAGUGAUUAUUCAUUUGACCUUGCUAAGAUUCAAGUGAAUCAACAGUUGGUUACUAGACCGAAACUACUUGGUAAAUCAAAUAAUUUAUUAUUAGAUAAAAAUAUUACAAAAAACAACAAUAUGAUAUUGAUAUGGUCAUUGUCAUUAGAUUUUACAUCUACCUACCCUUUAUUAUUCCUAGAUGACUUUCGACAAGUUGUUGUUGUUUCUUUUUGCCCUUCAUCCCUUAAUAAUAUAAUCAUUGGCGGAUGCACCAAUGGUCAACUUCUGUUAUGGGAUCUUGAUCAAGGUAAUUUAUUAAAAAAGAAAAUGAAACAAAAUAUAAAAAAUAUGAAUUAUAAAACUGAGAUGGGAGUGAUUUCAUGUUCUAUUUCUUCCUAUCAACUUCGGUCACAUCUCUCGACAAUACGAGCAAUUCAUUGGCAUAUACCAAAAUUUGUAGUUGAAAACAACAAAGAAAUAAAUAAAAAUAAUAUUGGAUCUAACUUCGAAAAUACACUAAAAUUUUUAACAAGCGCUGAAGAAGGAAUCAUUAUCAUAUGGAACCUUUUUCAACAAUUUGUCAAAAAUAAUACUGACAAUAAUAAUCAGAAGCAAAAACAAUAUCAAUAUGAAUUUCAUCCAUUCCAUAAGUUUAAUCUUCAAUCCCUUGGGAACGAUUUCUUUAAUUUAACUGUACUCAGUUCAUUUCUCUGUAGAAUUGUUUUAGAUAUCAAUAACAGUGAUUUUAUUAAUGAAAAUAAUGAUCUUGCUUUAUUAUGGCUUGGGUCUACUCAGGGUCAAUUAGUUAUUUAUACAUGGCAAAAUAAAGAAAUUGACGUGCAAGAUGAAAAUUAUUCAAGUAAUCAACUGUUUAAUCGCAAAAAAGUAGCAGAUUGUGUUCAUGACGGUCCAGUAACUUCUCUUAUAAAUUCACAUCACAUACCCAAUAUCUUUUUAUCAAUUGGUGGUUCUACUUUUGCUAUUUGGCACGUUUAUGACUUUGAUCAACCUGUAAUAUGGAAAAAAUGUAAUAGUCGUUAUACUACUUGUUGCUGGACCCAUACACCUGGAAUUUUUAUUCUGGCCACAUGUUAUGGUGACCUCGAAAUAUGGGAUAUAUACCGUAAGAUGAAGCAGCCAAUACACAUCCAGACUAUUUCUCUUACAGGCAAGUCAAUAACGGGACUUGUUGCGUUCACGCAUGAAAAUUUACAGCAAUCGAUGACCAACUUUAUUGUUGGUAUUUGUCAUCUCAACGGAACAUUUAGGUACAUGAUGCUGCAGGUACAACAUCAGCAUUAUACUCAUCAAGAAGAAAAAAACCCUAAUAAUCUGGCUCAGAUAUCAAAAGUUAAUUGGUUUGAUAGAAUUACAUGGAUUGAAAAAUUUAUUGAGCGCCAAGUUGAGUGGAAAAAUACAUUUCACACUUGGCAACAGAAUUAUUUGGCGAGUGAUAAAAGAGCAUUAGAUAAAAAAAAUAAAAGAAUUGUCAAUGAAGUUAGAAGACGUCAAGAAGAGGCAAGAAUUCAAUUUUUAAAAAAACAAAAAGCAGAAAAAGUUAUGAUUAAACGAGGUAAACAUAAGUCAAAAUUUUUCGAACAAAAUGCGACUUCACUAAUAGUUGAUAAUGUUGAACGAAUGAAAAGUGUAAUGGUAGAAAAAAAACGAUACGACUUUAAAGAAAUUGAUAAGUUGAGACAUCGACUCGUCCAACAAGAACGAGAAAGAAGAAUGAAAUUUGAAAAAGUUGCAGAUAAGUUAAUGAGGAGAGAUGAUUAUUAUACUCGAAUAUUAGCUACUCAAUUUCCUGAAAGUAGUAGUAACCAACUUACUAAUAAUAGCAGUAGUACCGUUCAUCAAAACUCGAACUACUCAACAGUAAAUUCAUUCAAUAGAAUUACCGUUGAUCAAGUGAUGUUAAAUAAAUAUAUGCAGGAUUAUUUAUUCAUUAAAAAAAAAGCUGAAAUUAUCAUUAAUAGUAAUAAAAAUAAAAGUAGCAAUUUACGUUGAGCUAAACAGU